AUGGAGUUCGAGCACUACGGGCAGGCCUCUCAGCAGCCCAAGCAGCGCCGGAAGAGAGUCGCAAAGCGAAGGCAACGUAAUAAGCCCCCAGUUGCUGCGCGCCUGGCGCUGGAUUCUCAGCUACGCGGCAAUGUCGGCGUCUUGUCCGAGGAUCUCGCGACCGACCUCUUCCCCAACAAGCUAUUCAGGGUGAGUGAUUCCGACCUCGGUGCCGCGACCAAUGAUGGAAUCUUGUAUGUCGCCGUUUCCCCGCAUUCCGCAACCUCGUCAGCGGUAGAGGAUCAGACAUGGACGAUUCUCCCAGUGCGUAUCCAGUCGAUUGAGAGGACACACGCCCCGAUAUCGCAUUCGACCGUUCUAUUUCCCGACUCCGCAGACUCUCUUCAACCGUUCCUGCAGGCCCUCGGCAAACUGGACUCAUCCCGGAACUCACUGCAGACGCACCGGGCCGUGGAGAUCCGCAUCCUCGACGUAGCCCCCUUGCAUCUCGAUACAAUCUUCGUAACGGUCGAGCGCCAUUUACUCCGCAACCACGAUGACGUACAAAACAAAUUUGGUGGUGGCUUUCCCGGCAACGUACAUGGGCCCAAUGGGGUGUGGCCGAAAGGAAAGGUCGCUGAUACGAAGAAGCUCUCCAAGAAGGCCGCUGCUGAUGCGGAGAUGCGCCUGACGGCGGCAGUACGCGAGGCACUGGCGGCGCAGCGCAUUGUUCAUGUCGGCGAUGUACUUCCUCUCCCUCUCCCUCCUCACCCCAUCACCUAUGCUCCUGCCCCGCCAGCGAGGAUCUCAUUCUGUGAGCCGGUAUCACAGGGUCUUUUGAUGCCUACAACCAAAGUCGUUCUUGUGCAAGCUCGCCCUCAAGGUCAUCGGGCACCACAGGCUCUCCCACCGCGGUCUGCUCUUCUCAAGCAAGUGGCCGAAGAUGAGGCCGAUGAUACAUCUAAUGAACAGUUCUAUUCCGCCGCCGAAGAUAAGCCUGGAGAGAGCGGGACCGAAAUGGAGACAACUUCUGCUGCCGAGGAGUCUGAGACAGAGGGAUCAGUGGGCUCUGUCAGCGAUUCAUCCGAUGAUUCUCUCGAAGACAUGAUUUCGCUGUCCGCACCCGAGCUUCCCCAACCACCCUCAGGUGUUAUGUCGUCUAUGACCUCGGCAACUCCCCGAGCGGGUGGACGACGGAUGGAUGGGAUCCAUACUCCUGGCUCGGUCGCGUCCAAUUUCACAUCGGCUACUAUGCGGCCUGGUCGUGGUGGCGGCAAAGUGUUCAAGGUUGAAGGGCUUCUACAGCAAGUACCAAAUGAAGUGCUGCACCCCCGUCCUCGUGACGAUGAAGAUGUUGACUCCUUCAUCUUUGUGGAUAUUAGCACUCUAGCUAAGAUUGGAUGCUUCUCCGGAGACUGGGUGCGAAUUGAAGCAGCCGAAGAACCGCAGGUGAACAUGUUCGCUUCACUCAAAUUCGGCAGCUUCAACGACUCCCCAGAGGACUCGGGCGAAUGGCGUCCUGUCAAGGUGUUUGGUCUACCGGGUCUUCCUUCACCGAAGCCUCGAUAUGCGAUUAAUCCCUCUGGUGAUCGUCGUUCCAGUUUCUCCCAGCGUGCUCCCACGCGUCUCACACCAUCCGUCAUCUCAGAAUCUCCCCCUAUGUUAUUUACGGCUGCCAAUGGUUCCUCGAAGCCAGGUCUCCUCCAUCAAAUGAAGAACAGUGCGGCGAAGAACCCGCCAUUGGCCAAGGAAGUCACACUCCUGAAGGUCUCGACUCCCCUUUCCUUGGACAGAGUGCUUCAACCGGCCCUCUUUGCAGGACUCAAACAAUAUUUCGAGUCGCGGCGACGGAUCUUGAAAAGCGGCGAUCUUGUCGGUAUCAGUGUGGAUGAAGGACUCGGCAGGGCGGUCUUCUCUGGAACCUCUGGUGGCGAUAGUGCCCAAGAGGAUGAUAUUACUUCCAGACUAGGCCAGGGAUCUAACUCCAAUGGCUCGGAAGCCCGCAAGGUUGGUGUUGCCUGGUUCCGUGUGGGCCAGGUAGCUCCAACUGCCGUUGAAGAGCUCGAAGAGACCGAGGAGGAUCAAUGGGGCGGAGUGGCUGUCAUUGACCCAACAAGCACUCGCAUGGUCCAAGCCGGCAGCGAUGUCAGCCGAGUACCCGGAAACCUGGGCAAUGGAUGGGAGUAUUGGCUUGGAGUCAAGACGAUUCCCAAGGCUGUCGGCGAGACUCCAGCACCCCAUGGAAUUGUUGCAGAACCACCUCAGGCCUUCAUCCCACCUCUACAGCAGCGAAUCCGAGAGUUGAUGGCUGCGGCGACAAGUCCCCGAGCAAUUCAACUAGGAAUGAAGCCCGUCGUCAUUCUGCUGAAGUCCCAGCAAAGACACAAUGGCAAAGCGACCGUCGCAACGCGUGCUUGUGCAGACAUUGGCCUACAUACCUUUCCUCUUGAUGCAUACGACAUUCUGACUGAAGGUGGUGCUAAUGGCGGUGACGUGAAGACAGAAGCGUACCUCAAGGCACGAGCGGAGCGAGCUUUCCACUGUGGUGCAAAUUGUACUGCAUUAUUGAUCAAGCAUAUCGAAGUGUUGACUGCCGAUCGUAUGGUGACGGCGAUGGCCGAUGUUGUGAGUGAUGCUCGAGUCAUAAUUGCCACUACCAGUGAUGUGGAACAAAUCCCAGAAGGCAUCCGCAGCAUGUUCACCCACGAGUUUGAGAUGGGCGCCCCCGAGGAGAAAGAGCGUGAGGGUAUUCUCCGCAACUGCGUCGCUGAACGAGGAAUCAAGCUGUCUGCCGACGUGGAUCUGGGUACUGUUGCAUUGAAGACCGCCGCGCUGGUGGCUGGUGAUCUGGUCGACGUUGUGGAACGUGCUUCUGGAGCUCGGACAGCCCGUCUUGAGAACCUGGUCGAGACUGCCAGCAAGCAAAGCCCAGAAUCACAGGUCUGUGUUCGAGACGUUCUUCUUGCCGGCGGAGAUGGUGCGCGCGCUGUCACGAAAGCGGACUUCGAUUUCGCUGUCGAAGCCGCGCGAAAGAACUUUGCUGACUCGAUCGGUGCACCCAAGAUUCCUAACGUCGGUUGGAACGAUGUUGGUGGUUUGACAAAUGUCAAGGAUGCCCUGAUCGAAACUAUUCAGCUGCCGCUUGAGCGUCCUGAGCUGUUUGCCAAGGGUAUGAAGAAGCGCAGUGGUAUCCUGUUCUAUGGUCCUCCUGGUACCGGAAAGACUCUGCUUGCCAAAGCCAUCGCCACCGAGUUCUCUCUUAACUUCUUCUCCGUCAAGGGUCCAGAGUUGCUUAACAUGUAUAUUGGUGAAUCCGAAGCCAACGUGAGACGUGUCUUCCAACGUGCCCGCGAUGCCCGUCCCUGCGUCGUCUUCUUCGAUGAACUGGACUCUGUUGCACCGAAGCGUGGUAACCAGGGAGAUAGCGGCGGUGUGAUGGAUCGUAUUGUCAGUCAGUUGCUCGCCGAGCUGGAUGGAAUGAAUGGUGGCGAGGAGAACAGCGGCGGCGUCUUUGUCAUCGGCGCGACUAAUCGUCCUGAUCUAUUGGAUACCGCCCUUCUUCGACCUGGUCGAUUCGAUAAGAUGCUCUACCUGGGCGUGUCGGAUACCCACCGCAAACAAGCUACGAUCAUGGAGGCACUUACGAGGAAGUUCGCUCUGCACCCGGAAUUGUCCCUAGAUCGAGUUUCCGAGCACCUGCCUCUGACAUAUACUGGUGCUGAUUUGUACGCUUUGUGCUCGGAUGCGAUGCUCAAGGCUAUUACGCGAAAAUCUACAGCUGUUGACGAUAAGAUCAAGCAACUGCCCGGCGGGCCGGUCAGUACGGCCUACUUCUUCGAUUACCUCGCGACUCCGGAUGACGUGGCGGUGAUGGUGACCGAGGAGGACUUCUUGUCGGCUCAGAGUGAAAUGGUUCCUAGUGUUAGUGCCAAGGAAUUAGAACAUUUCGAACGAAUCCGCCAAACCUUUGAAUCCGUCGAUAAGUCCAAGCAGGACUCUUCCGGCACCGGUGGCCAGACAAUCGCCGAGGCUAUGGAGGCUUUUAGUAUGGGAGAAUCGACAGAAAUCCCUAUUGUUAAUGGGGACGCCUCGUUUCCAGGAGGCCCCGGAGGCAUACAUGGCCGCAUUAAGGGUCUAAAGCAGUGGCCUGGAGGCAUUGUUCGGAGCCCAAGUGGUAGCUCAAUCAGCAGUAGUAAGGGCAAAGGCAAGGCUACUGCUAGCAAGAAGGGCAAGGGUGCCCGAACUGGAGGGAAUUCCGAUACCUCUCUAGACGGUGAUGAUGAGACUAUGGCUGAUGGGGUAGUUGAGGAUGAUGAGGAUGACUAUAUUGUUCGCACGGAUCAUCUUGCGAAUCCCAUGGAGGAAGUGGAGUAA
Molecule: messenger RNA, 4353 nt
Organism: Penicillium manginii
Lineage: Eukaryota; Fungi; Ascomycota; Eurotiomycetes; Eurotiales; Aspergillaceae
Gene: pex6
Product: AAA family ATPase peroxin 6
Exons: 4
Coding region: 1-4353 (1450 amino acids)
Biological process (GO): protein import into peroxisome matrix
Cellular component (GO): cytosol; peroxisomal membrane
Molecular function (GO): ATP hydrolysis activity; ATP binding
Source: RefSeq, a predicted model, not a curated record